AUAGGGAGGGGAAGCCUUACUCCUUCGGACCAUCAGUUGCUUGACAUUAAUUUCCGGAGGCAGAUGCGCGACCAGCAAUUAGCAGCACUUGAUACUUUGGCUGGCUGUCAUAUGGUUGAAAAGAUGAAAAACAGGAUGAAAUCAGCAUGGGGCAACGACUUUUACAAAAUGGGCAAAUCAAUAUCGCCUCUGCAUGCGGCACUUGCAACAUGGGGUCUUGAUGCAGAUGAUAUUGGGCUAUCGUCAUUCCAUGGGACAUCCACGGAGCUGAAUGAUAAGAAUGAAUCUAACAUUGUCAGCACACUUUUGAAGCAGCUUGGACGAACGCCUGGUCUUCCUAUUCCUGUAGUGUGCCAGAAAUGGAUUCUUGGCCAUAUGAAAGGCGCAUCAGCGACUUGCUCUAUGCAUGGGAUUUUGCAGUCGAUGACGACGGGGCUGAUUCCAGGAAAUAGGAAUGCUGACAAUAUCGAUAAAGAUUUUGAGCAGUUUGAGUAUCUUGUCUAUCCAAGCAAGACUAUCCAUGUGCCAGCUGUCAAGGCCGCACUUUUCACAUCGUUUGGUUUCAGCCAGUCAAAUGGAGCAGGACUUAUCGUUCAUCCAGACUACCUAUUCGCAGCACUAUCAAACGAUGAGCUGGAUGAAUACAGGGCCAAAGUCGAUGAGCGCAUGAAGAGAUCGACCCGCUACUGGCAGGGAGCACUUCUUGGAAACCACACAUAUUUACAGACAAAGGAUGCAGCACCAUUCACGCCAGAUCAAGAGACAGCAGUGUUCCUGGACUCUAAUGUAAGGGCUAUAUUUGACUCAAAAACCAAUACGUACCACUUCUAAUACCGCUUAACAGAGUUCUGUGCGCCUUCCAUCUAGUUUUCAUUUACCAAGUUUAUGUAGAGUAAUAAACAUAGUCGGGAUCGAUUGUGUUUUAUGCGAGAGAAC
Linderina pennispora is the source of this 936-nucleotide messenger RNA. Its product is annotated as thiolase-like protein. Gene Ontology annotation, biological process: long-chain fatty acid biosynthetic process. Gene Ontology annotation, cellular component: fatty acid synthase complex. The transcript has a single exon. Gene Ontology annotation, molecular function: acyltransferase activity. Lineage: Eukaryota; Fungi; Kickxellomycota; Kickxellomycetes; Kickxellales; Kickxellaceae. The record is from RefSeq and is a predicted model, not a curated record. Bases 64 to 831 code for a protein of 255 amino acids.